This is a messenger RNA of Daktulosphaira vitifoliae (grape phylloxera), 1056 nucleotides long. RefSeq lists its product as uncharacterized. The transcript has a single exon. Lineage: Eukaryota; Metazoa; Arthropoda; Insecta; Hemiptera; Phylloxeridae. Bases 1 to 1056 code for a protein of 351 amino acids. The record is from RefSeq and is a predicted model, not a curated record.
AUGAAUCAUGAUGACAAUGAUAGUCAAGUAACUGAUAAUGUAAGUAUAAAAACUGGUUUAACUCAUAGAUCGUCACGUAUAGUCUCAAACGAACCUAUUGUAUGUAUUGAGAAUGGCGAUUCUAUAAAUAUCGAACUCGUUUAUUAUACAGCUAUGUUGAAGAAAUUUGCCCCAAAUUUGAGUAAAGAAAAAGACAGAGAAAAGGUAAUACCAUGGAUUAGAAAACUCUACGCUGCUGAGUAUGCAACUGAAUUUUUCAAAACUAAACGUAAUAGAUAUCUUUUCACUAUGAUUCUUUCAAUACUGAAUGAUGAAAUGUAUGGUGUUUUUAAAACACCUCCUCCAAACGGGCCAUUAAAGGCACCAGAGAGUUUUGCUAUUCCAAUGAUGCCACCAGCAACCUGGGAGAUGGACACGAUGUUGGAAGAAUUGUUAAAAGACGAAGUUACAGUAAUUGCGGUCUGUUCUAUGCAUGCUGAAUGUUCACGAGAGGAAGAAGAUAGCGAAGAAAUUAUUACCGAAAAUAUGUCAGAAGAAGAAAAGCAACGAAUAAUAGAUAGUAAUGAAAAAAAAAAAAUACAAAAAUCAAAAAAAGUAAUGCUCAGGACUUUGCUCGAUUGGGAGUUUCAGUAUUUACUUCAUGUUGCUCGGCCUUAUGCUGCAUUGAUAACUUCCAUACCAGAUAAAACGAAACUCAUUAAAUGGUUACAAAAGCUCUGUAACGUGAACAUAGAAACGGAAUGUUUAAAAAUGAGAGGUGUACGAAACGAUUAUAUGAUGGCACUAUUGGGUUAUUUAUAUGAUCUACGAUUAACCGGACCUUUCGAGAAUCCACCACCUGACGGACCAUUGGAAACAUUAAAUAAAGCUAUGGAUAAGAUAAAAGAUAGCUUUCCAUUAACCAUACCAUCUCAAAAUGAUGUCAAUGAAUUUUUAGCAGGUCAACCAACUCCAGCUGAUGGAGGUGCUUUUUGUUACAUAGCUAUAAGCGGCGAUUUACAAGCAACUAAUUUGAUUAAGUCGAAACCAAUUCAAACUAAUAAUUGUACUAAAUAA